AUGCACUCUUUGGGUUUUGAGCCCAAUGAGUUUACCUAUGGGAGUACUCUUUCAGCUUGCACUGCCUUGCAAGCUCCCACUUUUGGUAAGCAGGUUUAUUCACUUGCAAUGAAAAAUGGGUUCUUUCCAAAUGGUUAUGUUCAGGCUGGAAUGAUAGACUUGUUUGCAAAAAAUUUCAGCUUUGACGAUGCUUUGAGGGUUUUUCAUGAUGUUUCAUGUCAGAACGUUGUGAGUUGGAAUGCGAUUAUCUCUGGAGCAGUGAGAAAUGGAGAGAACAUGGCUGCUUUGUAUCUUUUUCGGCAAAUGUGUCGUGGAGUUUUUUUGCCAAAUAGUUUUACAUUUUCUAGUGUUUUAACCGCUUGCGCUGCACUUGAAGAAGUUGGAGUUGGGAAGGAAGUUCAAGGGUGGGUGAUUAAACGCGGUGCAGAAGAUGUCUUUGUUGGGACUACUAUUGUCGAUUUAUAUGCCAAAUGUGGAAAAAUGAAUGAAGCUGUCAAGAAAUUCUCACGUAUGCCAACCCGUAAUGUGGUUUCUUGGACUGCCAUCAUUUCAGGUUUUGUGCAUAAGGACGAUUCUGUUUCUGCACUAAAAGUUUUCAGAGAAAUGAGAAAAAUGGGAGAGCAAAUGAAUAAGUACACUGUUACUAGUAUACUUACUGCAUGUGCUAAAACAUCCAUGGCUGAAGAGGCAACCCAAAUUCAUUCUUUGAUAUUAAAAGCUGGAUUCUAUUCAGCUGCAGUUGUGGGGUCAGCUUUAAUUAACACGUACUCAAAAAUAGGAGCAGUUGAUCUAUCGGAGAUGGUGUUCAGAGAGAUGGAAAAUAUAAAGGAUCUGGGUACAUGGGCUGCGAUGAUAUCUUCUCUUGCUCAGAAUCAAAAUUCUGGAAGGGCAAUUGAAUUGUUCCAGAGAAUGUUACAAGAAAGUGUGAGACCAGAUAAGUUUUGUACUUCCAGUGUCUUGAGUAUUGUAGACUCUUUAAAUCUAGGGAGACAGAUACACAGCUACACUCUUAAAAUUGGGCUGGUCUCUGUUGUUUCUGUUGGUAGUUCUCUUUUCACAAUGUACUCGAAGUGUGAUAGUCUAGAGGAAUCUUACAAAGUUUUUCAGCAAAUUCCCGACAAAGACAAUGUUUCAUGGGCCUCAAUGAUUUCUGGUUUUGUACAACAUGGCUGUGCAGAUCAAGCCCUUCAACUAUAUAGAGAGAUGCUAUCAGAAGAAGUUAUACCUGAUCAAAUGACUUUAACUGCAAUUCUAAUGGCGUGUUCUGCUUCUUUUUCCCUACAGACGGGUAAGGAAAUUCAUGGUCAUGCUCUUCGCAAAGGAGUCCAACAAGAUGUACUUGGUGGUGCAAUUGUGACCAUGUACUCAAAAUGCAGUGCUCUAAAAUUGGCAAGGACGGUGUUUGAUAUGCUUCCUCAAAAGGAUGAGGUUGCAUGCUCUUCCUUGGUUUCAGGGUAUGCCCAAAAUGGGUACAUCGAAAAGGCAUUGUUGCUAUUCCAUGAUAUGCUGAUGGCGGAUUUGACUAUUGACUCCUUCACAAUUUCAUCUAUUAUUGGGGCCAUUGCACUUUUAAAUAGACUUAGUAUUGGGACUCAACUGCAUGCCCACAUAAUGAAAGUUGGCUUCAAUUCAGAUGUUUCUGUUGGCAGUUCACUACUGACAAUGUACUCAAAAUGUGGAAGCAUUGAAGAUUGCUGCAAAGCAUUUGAUCAAAUUGAGAAACCAGAUUUAAUUUGUUGGACAGCUAUGAUUGUUAGCUAUGCUCAACACGGGAAAGGCGCACAGGCUUUAAGAGUGUAUGAGCUUUUGAGGAAACAAGGAAUCAGACCUGAUUCAGUGACUUUUGUUGGACUUUUAUCUGCUUGUAGCCAUAACGGAUUGGUUGAAGAAGCUUAUUUCUAUUUUAAUUCAAUGGUUAACGACUAUGGACUAGAGCCUGGUUAUCGCCACUAUGCCUGCAUGGUUGAUCUCCUUGGUCGAUCAGGGCGACUGAAAGAGGCUGCAUGGUUCAUUGAGAAUAUGCCUAUUGAACCGGAUGCUUUACUAUGGGGAACACUGCUUGCGGCUUGUAAAGUUCACGGAGAUAUGGAGCUUGGAAAGCUCGCAGCUGAAAAGGUUACGGAGUUGAAGCCAUGUGAUGCCGGGACAUAUGUCUCCCUUUCAAACAUUUGCGCAGAUGUAGGCCAGUGGGAGGAAGUCCUGAAGAUUAGAAGCCAGAUGAAAGGAACUGAUGUGAGGAAGGAACCUGGUUGGAGCUUAGUGGAACUUAUUCUUACUGAGCAUAUUGAAGAGACAUACCAAUGCCUGCUGCUUAAGUUUGGUAUUAAGCAGAUCAGAGGGCAAGCUAGUCAGAAAAGCCAAACUAGUGGGAACAUACCAAGAAUUCCAAAACAGAGGGAUGAAAAACCAGGUGCGUGCGGUUUAAAAUGA
Prunus armeniaca (apricot) is the source of this 2430-nucleotide messenger RNA. Lineage: Eukaryota; Viridiplantae; Streptophyta; Magnoliopsida; Rosales; Rosaceae. The record is from the annotation of a GenBank genome assembly.